AUGAGCGACUGGCAAGAGACACUCUCUGAAUGGACAAAGACCUUUCCCUACAUGACCUCCGAUACACAGGAAAGACUUCUCUUCAAGCUCAAAUCAGCAAACAUUCCGUCUCGGACCAUUCUAACUCAUUGGCCCUAUACUAUUGGAUUAAUCUUGUUCGUUUCUGUAUUCAUGGUUUCAUUGUUCUGUUUCUUCUUGUUCAUGGAUAUUUCUGGCAUGUUAAAAACUUCAAGUUACCAAGUGGUGCUGAAUAACAAUGAUGACAUGUUCAAUUGCACAAAUCCUAUGGUGCUUUCUACAUGUUCUCUUCUGCCUUCAUCAUUGAUGAAAAGAAAAUUAAAGCGUGAUGAGAAAGCCCACGAACAACAAUUUGAAUAUUUCUUUCAACUCUACAAUUUAAGUCUCUUCCUCACACACAAGUCUUCAAAAUAUGAUAGGAACGACUACAAGAAGAAUCCGAUACUUGUGGUCUCGAAUUUUACAUGGAAUGAUUUUUGUUUGUCUGAUGAUCCCGAAGAUGCUGAGGAAUGCUUCAAAGAAACCUGUUUUGAUACAAGAACCAGUUUCCUCGUUCGUGGGAAACCCUCCUUUACAGUUUAUGCAAGCAUCACUGCUAUUAACAAGUAUUCUGAUGAUUCGAACUACUAUAAUUCCGAUAGGUCCAGCAUGAUGAUGAUUUCUAAUACAGAUCUCGGACUCCAGUAUGCAGAGGAAUAUGAUGAGAAGGUAAAUAAUGCACUCUAUUGGGCAAUCAGUAUUGGAAUUAUUCUUGCAAUGAUGGUUUGUGCAGUCGUUGCAUCCCUGACCUUUGUGGCCUAUCAAGGAAAAGGCAAAAUUGUGUUGGGAAAGUAUUUCAAGAAGAAGAAGAGUUUCAAUAUCACCAAUAAUCGUGAUGAUGUAUCUAUUGAGAUGCAUAGUGAUUAUGGUGAUGAUGUAAAUACUGCAACCACAGCUGAAACAGCUUUUUGGGAGUCGCUGAAUUCAUCCUCUGUAAGAAUUGAGGCUAGAGCGGAUCCGUUAUCAAAUGUACCCACAAAGGCUUUCUUUAGAUAUAGUAAUAAUAAUUCCAAUCAUAGAGAAGUUACUAUUGAAACCUUAAUCAAGAGCGACCACAUCAUUCGGGUUCAUUUUUCCGAAAUGAGUUUAAUAGACCAUGAUGAAACCUUAAUUUCCUAUGAACACGUUUGUACAAGAACUAUGGAUACUGCUCGGCGUAAAUUCAGCCAACGUAUGGUAUAUUUCUUAUCCAUUCCUCUGGGCAUACAAAUACUGGGAACCCUUAUUAGCAUACUCAUCAGCCUUUUCACUCCCGUUUCGGUAGUUUGUGGUACUAUUGCCUCGAGCGUGUUUACUUUUAUUUACUUGAUGUUCUUGGUUGUGGGGAUGAAAUGCAUCGGCAUGCACUACAUGAUCACCAAUAAGAAGAUUAUUAUUAUAGAAGAAAUGUCUUGGAGGUAUAAUAUCUAUUGGAUUCCUUUGGAACGAAUUGAGAGAGUUUGGAGUAAGAUUGUGGUGGUUACUCCUCCGUCUGAUAAUAAUAAUGGUAGCAGUAGUGGUUUAUUAGAGACUUCACACUUCCACAAUAUUUUGGUUGCAUUAAGCAACAAUGGUAAUGAAAGUGAGAGUGGUGGUAGUUUGGCCGGCGUGUUGUUUGAGGGUGUACGUAGUGAGCAGAAUUAUUUGGAAACUCUAUCGAGAAAUGUUUGA
Messenger RNA from Naegleria lovaniensis, 1707 nucleotides. RefSeq lists its product as uncharacterized. The record is from RefSeq and is a predicted model, not a curated record. Lineage: Eukaryota; Heterolobosea; Eutetramitea; Acrasida; Naegleriidae. Bases 1 to 1707 code for a protein of 568 amino acids. The transcript has a single exon.